This is a messenger RNA of Penicillium cosmopolitanum, 615 nucleotides long. RefSeq lists its product as uncharacterized. The coding region runs from base 1 to 615 and encodes 204 amino acids. NCBI's taxonomy places the organism in Eukaryota, Fungi, Ascomycota, Eurotiomycetes, Eurotiales, Aspergillaceae. The record is from RefSeq and is a predicted model, not a curated record. The transcript has a single exon.
AUGCCAGGAUUCUCGUCAAACUAUCUACCAUUUCGAGCCCAGCAUAUCAUUCUACGAUGUAUACAGCGGCACCUCGAAACCCGAUUCUUCCAGUUCAUCGUCCGAUGGCUACCGUCGGAGUCAAUUAAAGUUGGAUGGAAAUGUGCCGAGUCAGUGGAGCUGCACAGGGUUUUCAACUUCCUAGCAAAAUACCAGGGCAACAUUCAAGACAGUCGUUUCAACCUGGCAUGGAAAGCAAUUCAGCGGUGGCGCUGCGUUAUUACAAACAUUCGUCAUGCCGCAGUUCACAGGAUCGAGCAGGGACGAGAUACUCUGCUGCGAAUGAAUCAUAUUGCGAUCAAGCUAGUCAGAUGCAUUGCUGGGUUUGAAAUGUCGCACAGUCUCCGUGGUCUUCAGAAAGUUCUACACAAAAAAAUCUCAAGUUUGGACCAGUUGAACUCUCAGCUGUGGAGAAAUCUCGACCGGCAAUUAUUGCUAUGCGAUACCUGUCCAAAGGACCACGAAAAACGCUUGAAAUUGUUGCCCGAGGCUGCAAACAGGCUCCAGCAAUCUCAUGAAGACAAAUUCCUCGCUGAAGUCAGUAAUUACAUAGGCACCGAGUUUGACUCCUCAUAA